CAAUGUAUUACUGAAAUCUAAAAUAUUUUUAAAAGUGUUUGAUGAAAAAGAUAGAUUUAUGAUUUGUUGAAGAGAACUGCAGAUUUACUUAUCAGAUGAAAAAGAGGACUUGCUGCAGUUUGUGGUUGUGUCACAUGUGCAAGCGAGUGUGACUGAAUAGGUUUUUUUCCACUUUGCCAGUCAGACAGGCACAGAUGGCAACCAGCACUGAGGUGGCAUUCUUUCAUACCAUGAUGGCAACUGAGGAUGAGCUCUACAACUAUUAUUACUAUGAUUUGAAUAUCACAGUGAUUCCGAUGCCAGACACUGCAGGCGAGGAGCAACCUCUCUCCAUGUCUCACAUCUAUCUCCCAAUGUUGUAUUUUGUCAUGUUCUUUGCUGGAUUCACUGGGAACCUAUUUGUCCUCAUAGUUAUUGGUAACAGGCACAAGAAGAAUGCACGUCUGGUAGAUACAUUUGUGCUGAACCUUGCUCUAGCAGACCUGGUUUUUGUCUUUACUUUGCCACUAUGGGCUGUCUCAGCUAUGAAGGAUAACCACUGGCCGUUUGGGGAAUUGCUGUGCAAGGUCAGCAGCUAUGUCAUUGCAGUCAACCGCUUUUCCAACAUUUUCUUUCUCACAUGCAUGAGUGUGGACCGAUACCUUGCCAUAGUGCGCCUUAUGGACUCUCACUUUCUCAGGAGCAGCAAAUGUAUACAUCUAACCUGUGGAUUGGUAUGGGGAUCAUCGCUGAUCCUGGGGACACCAUCACUGGUUUAUCGCAAGCUGAAUGAAAGUGGCUUGUGUAUCGAUGACCUGGAUUCCUCCUUUUAUCAAGGUAUGAUGCUGCUGACUGUAUUUCUGACCUUUCUGCUGCCUGUGUUGAUUAUCCUCCUGUGUUAUGGCUCAAUCGUCUUCAAACUGCGGCACCACUGUGUCUCUGCCGGAAAUUCGCGCGCUGAAGCCCGAUGUCGCCACUCUCUCAAAAUUGUUUUCACCAUCAUUGUAGUCUUUCUGGUAUCUUGGCUGCCCUACAACGUGUUGAGGACAAUUCAAGUAAUCUGCAAGAUCACUAAUGUCAAGCUGAAUGAUGACACCCACCUAUAUUUGGCUAGAGGGCUCAUCAUCUCCUCCUGCCUGGCCUUUCUUAACAGCUGUAUGAAUCCAGUCAUUUACUUGUUCCUGGAUAAGCAUUUCAGACGCAGCGCAGCUGCACAAUGCAAGUCAUGCAUAGGCAAGGGGGAUGUACAGCAGAGUUACAUGUCCUCUACCUCAACUGCCUCAAAUGGUCUCUCCGAGAGUCUGGGAAGCACUGCAAUCCGUGGCCGUGCCUUCUCCCUCACUCAAAAGAAAUGAACUUUUCUCAGCCACAUCUAUCAACAAAGCUUUACAUGAUUUUAGAUUUAUUGUUAAAGACAGAAAUAUACUCCAAUCUAUUUCUUUCUUAUAUUAUUUUAGGAAUGCAUGAAAGGAUUAGAUUUGCAGUAGGAUGUGGUCAUGUCAUUACGAUUGUUGGAUAUUGUAAUUAAUUCUUAACAAUACUUUCUUGAAGGUACUCCUCAAAUGUGUGCCAGAAAUGUUUCAUGAUAUUUUUCAGUGUAUGUUCUCGAUAUUAUUCAAUAUAAAAUACCUGAAUACUUUACAGUAUUUUACAAAUGUUUUUUCUAAAAUGUUGUAAAUACAAAGAUGCCAGUAGAUAUUUUAAUGAAAUUUUUUUGACUGUUUUGCUCGACAUAUCUGACUGUUAUAUCUCGACAUAUCUGACUGAAAAAAAAAAUACCUAUUUCCUUUAUGGCAUUAAAUAAAUCAUUGCUCAAAUUGAAUAUCUGUAAUUUCAACAUGCAUGAGACUGAUCUUAAUAAAUGCAGGAAUUUAUGUAAUUGUUCUACUUUCUAUGUUUUUUUUUCUUUAUAUUAAAACAGAUUAUUAUUAUUUUUUAUGCUCAUUG
Molecule: messenger RNA, 1926 nt
Organism: Hemibagrus wyckioides
Lineage: Eukaryota; Metazoa; Chordata; Actinopteri; Siluriformes; Bagridae
Product: probable G-protein coupled receptor 25
Exons: 1
Coding region: 195-1334 (379 amino acids)
Biological process (GO): G protein-coupled receptor signaling pathway; immune response
Cellular component (GO): membrane
Molecular function (GO): G protein-coupled receptor activity
Source: RefSeq, a predicted model, not a curated record